Dunckerocampus dactyliophorus (ringed pipefish) is the source of this 4278-nucleotide messenger RNA. RefSeq names its product glycerophosphocholine phosphodiesterase 1 (gene gpcpd1). The record is from RefSeq and is a predicted model, not a curated record. Gene Ontology annotation, molecular function: glycerophosphocholine phosphodiesterase activity; starch binding. The coding region runs from base 341 to 2371 and encodes 676 amino acids. Lineage: Eukaryota; Metazoa; Chordata; Actinopteri; Syngnathiformes; Syngnathidae. Gene Ontology annotation, biological process: glycerophospholipid catabolic process. The transcript has 20 exons.
CCGCCUCAUUAAAGCUGACGUACUUCCCGUCCAUCGGGCGUCUCAGUGGCGCUUUAUCGUCUCUUGUUGUUGUUGUUGUUGAUUUUUUCCUGCAUUGUCUGCCAGGCUUUUCGCCACGGCAGUUGGGUUUUACUUCGCUGUUAGGAGUUAAAAAGCACCGUGAACACUUUAGUUGUGGGGGAGGACGAAGGCAGUAUUGGCGCCAUGGAUGACGUUGGUUUGCGGUGAGAAGUAUCCCCCUUGGCGGAAGAGACGUCCAAACAACCGGCUGGCUUCAUGAAGCUGCCGACUGCUCACAAAUAGCUGCCAUAAAGUCUGCCACUGUCAAUCUGUGUCAACAAUGGAGCUCUCUCAGGUGACCCUGACUGUGAGAGGAGAAACAUCUCCAGGGGAGGUGAUUGCCGUCGUUGGAAGCUGUGAAAGCCUGGGCGACUGGAGCCAUCAAAAAGCGGCAAUCCUGCACCCCGCCAGUGAGGAUGGGAUCACAUGGACGACAUCGCUCGCCAUCCCCAAGGGAGUUGUGGUCAAGUACCGCUAUUUUAAAGGCUUCUUUUUGGAGGCAAAGAGUGCAGACGGUCCUUGUCAGGUGAUAGUCAAUAUGUGGGAGACCCAUCAUCAGCCCCGCAGCAUGAGCCCCACAGCAUCUCACCUGUGUGUCAACGAUGGAUGUUUUGGAAUUCACAACGGGGUGAAGUGUGUCGACAGCGGCUGGCUGACGUGUCAGACGGAGAUUCGCUUGCGUCUGCACUUUUCCAAGACGUCUCCGGUGUCCAUCACAAAGAAGAAAUUCAAGAAGUCCCGCUUCAGGAUCAAGUUGACCCUGGAGGGUAUUGAGGAAGAGGAGGACGAUGAAGAAGAAGAUGUAAUGAGCCGCUCGUCCCUGCACAAGAUGACCACCACUCUGGAGAUCAGCAUGAUCACUGCCAAAGCCUACAAGUCGCGCCACUCUCAGCCCGAGUGCGGGUACGCCCUGGAGCCCUCACGCUGGACCGAGUACAGCAUCCACACCAUGGACCCCGACAACCUGGAGCUCACCUUUGAGUUCUUUGAGGAGGAGCUGAGUGAGCACGUGGUCCAGGGCGAUGCCCACCCGGGCCACGUGGGUACCGCCUGCCUCCUCUCUUCCUCCUUCUUGGAGAGCGGCAAAGACAACGGCGUGGUCACGCUGCCCAUCAUGGGACGCAACUCCCGGCAGACCAUCGGCAAAGUCCGAGUGGACUACCUGGUGAUCAGGCCCAUACCGGGGCUGCCGUGCGGCAUGAGAGCCUCCUUCACCAAGUACUGGAAGAAAAGAAGCGCUCUGGACGUGGGGCACAGAGGAGCCGGCAGCACACACGCCGCCAAGCACCACAGAGUCCGAGAGAACACCAUUGCCUCCUUCAAGAGCGCCGCCAAGCAUGGUGCCGCCUACGUGGAGUUUGACGUCCACCUUUCUAAAGACGCUGUUCCCAUCGUGUACCACGACCUUACAUGCUGCAUCUCCACCAAGAAGAAAAACGACCAGACUCUGGAGCUCAUCGAGGUGCCAGUGAAAGACCUGACAUUCCAUCAGCUGCAGCUUCUGAAGCUGGCGCACGUCACUGCCAUGAAAGGAAAUGAUGUGAAAGCUUCAGACGUGCCGGAGGACGAGGAUGACAUCGACGAGCAUCAGCCCUUUCCGUCGCUCUCGCAGCUCUUCCAGGCGCUUCCUGAGCACGUGGGCUUCAACAUCGAGCUGAAGUGGAUAUGUCAGAUGAAGGACGGGUCAUGGGAAGGCAACGUGUCGUCCUUCUUCAACAUGAACAAGUUCCUCGACAUCAUCCUGUCCUGCGUCCUGCAGAACGCAGGAAAAAGACGUGUGGUGUUCUCUUGCUUUGAUCCGGAUGUCUGCUCCAUGGUGCGCCGCAAACAGAACAAGUACCCCAUCCUCUUCCUGACUCAGGGCAUCUCAGAGAAGUACCCCGAGCUGAUGGACAUCCGCUGCCACAGCACGGAGAUCGCCAUGAGCUUUGCUCAGAGCGAGGACAUCCUGGGAAUCAGCGCUCACACUGAGGAGCUGCUGACUAACCUGAGCCUGAUCGGGGAGGCGCAGAGCAAAGGCCUGGUGGUGUUCAGCUGGGGCGACGACAACAACGAGCACGAGAACAGGAGGCAACUGAGAGAGCAGGGCAUCGACGGCCUCAUCUACGACAGGAUCUGCGAGGACCAAGGAGAGCAGCCCAACAUCUUCCAGGUGGAGGAGCAACACUCCCUGCGGGAGGUGAUCACUGAGGAGACCCUCAAGAGCCCCACCUGCUCCUGCUACUCCAUCCCCUGCUCCACGGCGCCGUGCGUCACCACCAAGGAGCGGGCUGGCAGCGCCGAGUCCGAUUCGGGCCUCAGCUCCUCGUAGCACUCUCCGUCCUCACAAAAGGGUUCUUGUGUAUAUUAUUAUUGUUAAUAUUAUUAUUAUUAUCAUCCAUCGAGCAAAGGCUCGGCAUUUCCUUUUGCACGUCCAUCACAUUAUAACAUCACGACUCUAUUUAUACGCACAAGAUUGCCAUCGCACAUUUUGAUUGUAGGGAGUAGGACUAAUAUCUAUCAAGCAGGGAUAUUUAACUCUGAUUUUAACCAAUACAGGUGCCAUUAUCUUGUUUUUGUGUGUGCAUGUAGCCAUUACCUUAAAGCGGGGGUGCCUAAAGUCCCACCUGAGGGCCAUUUGUGGCCCGUAGCUUGUUUUUUAUUGGCCCGUCCUUGGCUUACCCGCAUCGUCCCGGGGCCGUGUUUCUUGAAAACAAAUGUGCUGAUGAGAAAGUGUACAUAUCCGUGCUACUGGGUGGACAUGAAGAUGGAAAAAAAAAUAUAUAUAUAUUAUUUAGACUUAAACCCCCUUUUAUGCAUGUGCCGUUGCGGCCUAAAAACUCCCAAAACAUAAUAUCUUCGUGUAAAUCAACUUUAUUCAAUAAAGUUAAACAAAAUAGCACAGUUUGGCAAUAAAGAACACAUUUUGAUAUUUAUGACGUUUCGUGGAUGUGUAGCAUGGGUUUAUUGACAGUUGUGUACAUUUAGUGGGGCCCAUGCGGUUGAUAACGUUUUUUUUAACCCAAACAUCAAAACAACAUAAAUAAGUUGCAUUGUCAAAUAUAUCACAAAGCUGAGCUGUAGGCUUUUUUUCUAGGGGUGCACGACAAUUAUCUGGUCGAUAUGAGGGAAUUAUGACACCAUGCCGAGAAAUCCCAUUAAAAAUAGCUCGAUAACCAAUCAUUUAAAAAAAAUGCUCCAAUGAGGUGAGAUUACCCGUGCUGUGUGGGUAAGCAAAUCAAGCGCUCUUUUGUUCUCCUGCCUUUGGCAUUAACGGCCAGCAGUAACUUCCCCUGGCCUCACACCGGCUGCCCGAAUACAGUGCACCUUGCUGGGCCACAGAGGUGGCUCCUCCCCCUCUAUACUCUGGUUCUCCUGAUAGUAGUGAUGUGCUAGUAGUGAUGUUUAAUAUUUCAUUAGGACUAAUCAACUAAUCCUAAUUUGUUCCGGUCCUUCUUACCCCCAGGUAACACAAACUGCACUUCAAUCUAAAUUGUAAAACAGUAGAUAUAAAAGAGUUAUUGGUUGUCAGUAUCCUAUGGGUUUUGACAAGCAGGAAGUAAUGAGUAUUGGUUUGAAAAAUCGUGCUUCUCUACUGCUUGCUUAGCAUUACUUUCUCUACGUACAUUGGAUAGAUUUUUGUGUGUUUAACAAAAAAUGAUAAGUAUGAAAGUGGGUCCUACAACUUGUGGUUUUUUAGUUUGAACACCCGCGCCUUAACGCAUCAUUUGAAUGCUCCAUCGGCAUGACGUGAUCAUCCCUAACCGCCAGGGGGUGCGGGGAGCGGAGGUGUAUUUCAGUAGUUGCAUAGCUGAAGUUGUGCUUUUCACAGAUUGUGCUGGUUGCCAUUGGUGGAUUUCUGAUCAUCCUUUUGCAGAACUUGAAGCUGAAAAAAGUGCAACGUGUCAACAUUAAUGGUGCUCAGAUUUCCACAUUGACACGUACUCUCAGUGAUUUAUGAUGUAAUUCAUGGAUUCUCGUAUCUGAUGUAAUAUUCUAAAGUGCGCAUAGCACAGCCUUCUAGUCAUGAGCGGGGGAGUUACUCCUUUUUACCUUCUGUUACAAUAUUUCUAGUUCCCUCGGUCAUCACUUAGAACUGCUUCACAGCAGUGUAGAGGCGGGAAGUUGCAUGUGCAGCAAAUGAACGUAUAACUACUCCGUUUACAUGAGCAGAGUAGUCACACAUCAGGGCAUGAACAAGUGUGUAAUUCCUUCUGUAAAUAAAACAAACCGUUCUUG